This is a messenger RNA of Drosophila biarmipes, 197 nucleotides long. RefSeq lists its product as uncharacterized. NCBI's taxonomy places the organism in Eukaryota, Metazoa, Arthropoda, Insecta, Diptera, Drosophilidae. The record is from RefSeq and is a predicted model, not a curated record. The transcript has a single exon. Bases 6 to 158 code for a protein of 50 amino acids.
GAAAUAUGAAAAGUCUUCAGUUUUCGCUGCUCCUAGCCAUAUAUAUGGCACUUUUUGGAAUUUUUAACUGCGAGGCUAGAGUUUGGAGGCCACCACCGCCACCAGGACGAGAUCCCUUCAAUUUUAAUCCCUCACCAUUCAACCCCAGCAAAGGUUAACUGAGGAAAGAUAAUAAAGAAAAACCGAAUAAAACUUAA